GGUCGCGUCAGUCGAAGGGAGGCGUUGCAAGGUAACGUGAAUGCCGUGCUGCCGAAUGCAUACCAGUAUCGUGUUUACCUCUCGUGCUAGAUUCGAAUUGAACCAAGUGACAGACGUCGUUCCUAGUGCUUGAUUUAGUACGGUCGCGUGUGAAUGUGUUUGCGACGAGAGCAGAAAGUAAAGCAGUAGUUUGCCAAAUCUGGCCUGGGGCCAAGGUGAAAGCACUUGCGUGCAGUGACAAACAAUUGCUGCGUUGUUCCCACUAUUCUGGCUACAACUUCGCCUGUGUCACAGACAGUGAAGGUAACGUGGAUUGCACCUCUCUGGGUUAAAGUACGCAGCACAGCACGGACCCACCCAUGAUGACUAAUAUCGACGAGGCGGUUGUGAAGUCUAAGCGACCUGCAGACAGCGCCUUCAAACAGCAACGGUUGGCAGCAUGGCAGCCGAUAUUGACAGCCGGCACAGUGCUACCAACGUUCUUCGUCAUCGGCAUCGCCUUCAUCCCUGUCGGUAUAGGUCUGCUGCACUUUUCGUACGAAGUAAAGGAAUUCACACUCGAUUACACCGAGUGUAAGGAGUACCUGCCGGAUAAGCGAGUUCACGGCUCAGAAAGAUGCUCCGACGUCAUCGACAAGAACCGGACGUGCAUCUGUCAGGAGGACUUCACACUUACCGAAGAAUUCGCCGGCAAGGUGUACAUGUACUAUGGGCUGUCCAAUUUCUACCAGAACCACCGGCGGUACGUAAAGUCACGUGACGACAACCAGCUGUUGGGCCAACUCGAUCAGCCUCCCUCGAAGGAUUGCAGCCCGUAUGACUACACGAACGACACUACCAACAAAAUGCCUAUAGCUCCCUGCGGUGCUAUCGCCAACUCACUCUUCAGUGACAAACUGACGAUUCUUUCACACCGGAUGGACAAUCAGGAAGUCCCAAUGCUGCGCAAGGGAAUCGCCUGGCCGUCUGACAAGCAAAUCAAAUUUCGCAACCCACCUGCACCCAACGGAAACUUGUCUGCAGCCUUCCAGGGUUACGCCAAACCCCUCCGCUGGGCUAAACCUGUCUACGAGCUCGAUCCCGACGACCCGGAGAACAACGGUUUCCAGAAUGAGGACCUCAUUGUGUGGAUGAGAACUGCAGCCUUGCCCGAGUUCAGGAAGCUCUACCGGCUCGUCAACCAUAAUGCAACCGGUUACGUCGAUGGACUACCUCGUGGUAACUACACUCUAAGAGUUCAAUAUAACUACCAAGUAAACGCCUUUAAUGGCACCAAAUACAUGAUAUUAUCAACUACGUCGCUACUAGGUGGGAAAAAUCCGUUUCUUGGCAUUGCCUACAUAGUCGUAGGAUCCGUCUGCCUUUUCCUGGGGAUAGUGUUCCUGUUCAUCCAUGUAAAAUGUGGGAAGAGCACCUCGGAGAUGAUAAACGUAAAUCCCAGGACUCCGUAUCAGUAGAUGUAAUAUGCAGAGCAACAUAAUUUUCUGUAAAACAGAAGAUCUCAUUGAUGUCUCUGUGUGUGCGAAUUUUUUCCUACGCGGUGGUGCUAGCAAAGCUUUAGCAGUUGCAGGAGGCCUUUCAGUUUUUAGUAACUCGCUUACAGUGCUCUGUUUGUGUACAAAAUCAGCAGCCUCUUAACGAAAUUUGAUUUCAUGUAAUUAGGUGCAAAGUCCAUUUAUUUGCUAGAGUGUUUAAAUAAUGUUGAAUGUUAAUAAUUCUUCGCUACCUCGCCCGCAUCUAAUAUGUGUUGUUCGUGUUAUGCACAGCAUUCUGUGAUAGACAUAUAUGAAAGAUUGAGAGCUUUUGUUUCUCAACCAAAGUAUUUAAUUUUACUACAGAAGUAUUAAGUAUUAUAUGGUUUGUAUAUAUGAGAGACUGCUCUGUGCAGCAAUGUUGCAUUUUGUAACUGAAAUUUAAUGUUUCUAAAUUCUGAUAGUGUAUUUUUGUUUUAUACAUUUGUGAAUAUACUUGUUGAAAAUAUAAAACAAUGCCACAAGCCAUGUGUUAUAUCUCUUGGUUCUUUUACAUUUUUCCUGUAUGGGAAAUACUUUAUUACUUCUACAGGUCAGUGAGACUACUGUGCUGAAUUUGCAAAAUAAUUAUGGUAUUUGCAAUAAGUUACAAACUCUGAGUCAUAUUCAAUAAGCCUACAUAAGAUAUUCCCACUACAUAGGAUUUACAUCAACUGACUGAAUGCACUUAAGUUACCAAUAACUAAAUACUAUCUGUCAACUGUUACAAUUAAACUUAAUUUUUUUACAUCCAUCGUAUGAUGUUAUACGUAAGAGCAAGGCAAUAUAUGAUUACCUUAAUAUUUUCCCCAUAAUUUACACAAUUCUUUAUCUGGUGGACCACAUGCAUCAGAUCUGAACUUGUUCUGGUUUACUGGUAUUUUACAGUAAAACCUGAGUAGUGUAUGUUUCAUGUAUGCAUAUUCUUGUUGUGACAGAUGUUUAUGAUCUGUGGUUAAAUUAUUGUUUAUUUGCAGAUUGCCAAGGGUGUGUGUGUGUGUGUGUGUGUGUGUGUGUGUGUGUGUGUGUGUGUGUGUGUGUGCUGCUAAAUAAUUUACCAGGUGCUGCAAAACUUAGCAAAUGCGAAGAUUGUAAUGGCAAAUGUGUUUGAAUACAGAAUAAUGCAGAUGAAGUCAAAUAUCAAAACAAGGGUUUCCAAUUACUAACAUUCAGGGAACACACUUUGUUUGUUACAGUAGUGUCCACACUCAUUGUACCCACUGGAUAGUUUACCAGUAACUGUUUUCUAAAGUGACUUGUUUCAUACGUAAGAUUUAAAAAUUUUAAUUGUAGAGGUGGAAAGCUGUUCACACACACACACACACACACACACACACACACACACAGGUAUUCAGAUGACAGAAAUAUGAGUGCAUUGCACUGCAUUAAUGAAUUAUGAGUCCCUUUUUAACUAUUAUAAACUCAGUGCUAAUACUGUCUUUACAAAUAUGUGUGCAGUACAUCACUACACUUUUGGUAAUAGUAAGACACCUUUAUUAGGCCUAAUGAAUUUUGCUUCUUUUUUUUGCUGUAGUUAAACUUGAAAUAAGUAACCAUUGUAUACAUGUGAUAUAAUUCAGAUAUUGUUAUUUAAAUUACUAAAAAAGCUGUUCAUCACAGAGUCAAGAACCUCUGAGGUAGGUGACACAGCUGUUUUCUGUGAGGAAUCUGUUUAUACAAAGUUGGCAUGGAGUUUCCCAACAUACCUGAACUAACUUUUCCAGUAUGUAAACCACUGCCAGUGUUCUCUGAAAUCAGGUAUGUUGCAUAAAUAGUUAAUAUAGAGUAAUGGAUAAAAACAGAAGCUGAAUUGUGUAAGAGAAAGAGUGAUGUUUUUUUAGAUGCUUUUUGCUAAUAUAAUAGAAUUUGUAAUAAGUUAAGAAACAAUGAGUGUACCUUACCACUUAUAAUUGGUUGCUAGUGUACUUUGCAAAAUUGGCUUUCAUUAGGUGCUUCUGUCUGUUAAUACAUAACCUUAUACAUUCUCCUUUAUAAUGUGAGUUACAUUACACAGUGCAGUGUGUGAAUGGGUAUAAAUGCUGACAGAAGGAAACUGAAUAUUUGGAAUCUGAAUUAGCCCAUGAAAAGAUUGUUAAACAUUCAGAAAAAAAUAAACAAUUCAAUUAAAUGUC
Schistocerca serialis cubense is the source of this 3643-nucleotide messenger RNA. It is a transcript of the gene CDC50, whose product is annotated as cell cycle control protein 50A. The coding region runs from base 360 to 1457 and encodes 365 amino acids. Lineage: Eukaryota; Metazoa; Arthropoda; Insecta; Orthoptera; Acrididae. The transcript has a single exon. The record is from RefSeq and is a predicted model, not a curated record. Gene Ontology annotation, cellular component: Golgi apparatus; endoplasmic reticulum; plasma membrane.